Nannospalax galili (Upper Galilee mountains blind mole rat) is the source of this 3034-nucleotide messenger RNA. It is a transcript of the gene Arfip1, whose product is annotated as ADP ribosylation factor interacting protein 1. The transcript is spliced from 9 exons. The record is from RefSeq and is a predicted model, not a curated record. Lineage: Eukaryota; Metazoa; Chordata; Mammalia; Rodentia; Spalacidae. The coding region runs from base 253 to 1371 and encodes 372 amino acids. Gene Ontology annotation, cellular component: trans-Golgi network membrane. Gene Ontology annotation, biological process: intracellular protein transport; regulation of Arp2/3 complex-mediated actin nucleation. Gene Ontology annotation, molecular function: protein domain specific binding; phospholipid binding.
UCCGAAGCUCCGGGUGCUGGCGCCGGAGGCCGGGUGGAGAGGUCGUGGCUGCUGGUGUCCUCCGCGGUUGGUCGGUGGGAACCUGUGACAGCUGCAGCUGCUCCCCGCCCCCGGGCGGCCGAGGUGGGUGGGGGAGGGGACGCUGGAGAGGCUCCGGGUCGCACUUCCGCUCGCUUCUGCCCGGGGCCGAGGCGAUUCCCGAGGGCCGGCGACCGUGCUGCGCGCCUCCCGGCGGACCGACAGAAGUCUGUCAUGGCUCAAGAGUCUCCCAAAAAUUCUGCAGCAGAAAUCCCAGUAACUAGUAAUGGAGAAGUCGAUGACUCCCACGAACAUGGCUAUAAUAGGGAUUUGAAGCAUUCAUUACCAUCUGGACUUGGGCUCUCAGAAACUCAAAUUACAUCUCAUGGCUUUGACAGUACCAAAGAGGGGGUUAAUGAAGCAGGAGCUUAUCAAGGUUCCCCAGAGCCACCUUUGCCAUCUGUUCUGUCUCCCAGCAGGGUUGCAGCUCCACUGGCUCAGCAAGGAGGUGAUUUAGUUGUCCCUUCAGGUGGCCAGAGAACACAGACAAAAAGUGGACCAGUUAUUCUAGCAGAUGAAAUUAAAAAUCCUGCAAUGGAAAAGUUAGAACUUGUUAGGAAAUGGAGUCUCAACACAUACAAGUGCACUCGGCAAAUUAUAUCAGAGAAACUGGGCCGUGGCUCAAGAACUGUGGACCUUGAACUUGAAGCUCAGAUUGACAUAUUAAGAGAUAAUAAGAAGAAAUAUGAAAAUAUUCUAAAAUUGGCUCAGACAUUGUCAACACAGCUUUUCCAGAUGGUGCACACCCAAAGGCAACUUGGAGAUGCAUUUGCUGACCUGAGUUUGAAGUCUCUAGAACUCCAUGAAGAAUUUGGCUAUAAUGCAGAUACCCAAAAGCUGCUGGCUAAAAAUGGAGAGACUCUUCUUGGGGCCAUUAAUUUUUUCAUUGCUAGUGUGAACACCUUGGUGAAUAAAACAAUUGAAGAUACACUGAUGACUGUGAAACAGUAUGAAAGUGCCAGAAUUGAGUAUGAUGCAUAUCGAACUGAUUUGGAAGAACUGAAUCUUGGACCACGUGAUGCAAACACUCUGCCAAAAAUUGAGCAGUCACAGCAUCUGUUCCAAGCACAUAAGGAAAAAUAUGAUAAAAUGCGCAAUGAUGUUUCUAUCAAAUUGAAAUUUCUAGAAGAAAAUAAGGUUAAAGUGCUGCACAAUCAGCUCGUCCUUUUCCACAACGCCAUUGCAGCCUACUUCGCUGGGAAUCAGAAGCAGCUUGAACAGACACUAAAGCAGUUCCAUAUCAAAUUGAAAACUCCUGGAGCUGAUGCCCCAUCUUGGCUUGAAGAACAGUAAACUUUCACCUGGAAGAGAAAGAACAGUUUUAUUGUUAUACAACUAAAUAAACCUAAUAAGAACGAAGCGGCAUUGGGGAAAGCAGUGGGGUGACGGCCCUUGUAGUGAAUCUUGCACAGACAGCUUUAAUUUUCCCUUACCUCCCUUAACAAUUGAACUGUUAAAUUUGAUGGGAAGGUGGGUGUUUUAGUGUAAGCAUAAUUUCUAUAAUUCUAAACAUAGUAAUUUUCCUUUUUAAGAAAUCCUUUUGUACUGUAAGGGUUGAUGGCUAUUUCUAUAGUUUGAAAACAUCUAAUAUAGAUUUGCACUGACAAGAUAAAAAUUCAAAGUUUUUGGUUCCAGACAUGAGGGCCAGGUGUAAUUUUUCCAAAAGGAUGUUUACAUGAUUUGUAUCAACAUCAGAUAUUUUAUAUAUGAAUAUAUUAAACAUCUUUAAGAGAUUCAUGUUCACGUAUUGUCUUAAAAAAGAAACUAUUUUGCAGAGUAAAUUAUAUGGCGUCCUGCAGUACCACAGGGAGGCAGUGUGGAUGGUGGAUUGGCUCAUGGAGUUGUGGCAGAUAUCUUUAUCUUUUUUAAAUGAAUCUGUACCACUGUUAUUUUGUUUAGAAGUUUCUUUUUAAAAAAAAAAAAAAAAGACAGGAAUCACACCAUCAUUUCUGUGAAGUGUUUAAACUUAUGAACUUGUAUCACUCAAAGUUGUUAGAGUUAUGUAGACAAUUUUGAUUUAUAAUGAAACCUGAUAAGAGAGGUUUGCUUUUUAAAAAAACAUGUAGACAUGGAAAUUCUUGGUGGUUUCUAGAGUAGAAAUCUAUAGUUAGAAAGCUAGUUUGGGGGUAAAUUCCAUUUUGAUAGAAGUGAAUUCCUAGACAGCUUUCAGUAAUUUCCAUAUGUAACAAUGCCGAUUAAGCCUUAAAUCACACAUAUGUGCCUUCGCAAAUACCAGUGUACAUAAUCCAUGAAGAAACCCCUGUCAGAUAAUGUGUGAUAUGUCAGUUCCUUUUGGAAAGGAAUAGUCUGUAAAUGUUGGGUUUCUUUGUUCUCACUGAAGCACACUUGAGGUUUAUGGUGAAACCAACUUUUGAGCUUUUUGUUCAGUUUCUCUUGAUUCUUUUUGAGGAAUGGGACUAUGGAAGAAUUUUUUCCAUUUGGGUAAUGGUGGUGGUCACAGGAAGGGAAAUGUUGGAAAGGCCAGCACUAUCUUCCUCAUGCAACACUGUUAGUUUUGUGUGUGUGUGGUUGGCCUGUCCACUGUGGGGUUCCUCGGUAACAUAAUCUUAUUUAAACGUAAAGAUCUUUUGACUUUCGUUAUACACAUGAGUAUUUUGAGAGAGAUCUCUUCACGUUUGUUUCUAUUGUGUUAAAAUGAAGUGCUUAAAAUUACUGUUAUACAUGAACUUUGUGAACUGUAAGAUGUGUUAUAUAUGUCCAGAUGCCUUUUAGCUGGCUUUUUAAUUAAUAUGCCUGUUUGAGUCCUUAAUACAAUGUACUGUGAUUGUAAAUCAUAAGCCUAUUUUGAAUCAUUCCUUCCUGUGUAUUUGUACUCUGAGAGAGCCUUAUUUUAUUCUUCCAGCAGAAUAACUCUUGUGAUAUAGUUCAUUUACAUUCCCCAGAAUGUGCCUCUGGUGUGAAUUUUGUAUUCUUAUUAAAAGUGUUGGCUGCAGUA